AGGUGUUUUGGAUUUGUAUUCACAAUUGUAUAAUUAAGAGAUCUAACAUAUUAAAGUUACGAGUUUUAUAAUUUUAAACGAUACUACCCUGUCUGCACCAUAAGUCUGUGGGAGGUAGACUGAAAACACUCUACUAGUAUGUCUAGGCCCGUGCUCAUUCUCGCUGACACAGAUAAGAUUGAGAAAUUAGACACAAUAGUUAUUGGAUGCCUACUCCAUUAGAAACAGAAGGAGAAAAUCUAUUACUUGCCAGAUUAGAAAAAUGUCAUAUAAAAAAGAAACUCUGGCUCUAGUAUCCUCUUGUGUCCCCAUAUGUGUGUAUCUAAUCUCAGCUGGUCCACCUGAGAAUACCCCCUGCACCCUGAGUGCAAACAUCCCCUGCACGCGGUCCCAUUUCUGUUCCAACAGGAUGAAACAAGCUGAAGUAGAAGAAACUCACUGAACUGCAAGCACAAGUGCGCAUUGGUGGGAAGGGAACUGCUCACGCAAAGAAGAAGGUGGCUCCUAGAACAGCUAUAGCUGGUGAUAAAAAAAAAAAAAAAAAUUCAGUUCUCCUUAAAGAAGUUGGGGGUAAACGAUAUAUCUGGUAUUGAAGAAGUGAAUAUGUUCACAAACCAAGGAACAGGGGUCCACUUUAAGAACCCUAAAGUUCAGGCAUCCCUGGCAGCGAAAACUUUCACCAUUACAGGUCACGCUGAGACAAAGCAGCUGACAGAAAUGCUACCCAGUUUCUUGAACCAACUUGGUGCAGACGGUCUGACUAGUUUAAGACUGGCUGAAGCUCUGCCCACACAGUGUGUGGAUGGAAAGGUACCGCUUGCUACCGGAGAGGAGGGCGAUGAUGACGUUCCAGAUCUUGUGGAAAACUUGGAUGAAGCUUCAAAGAAGGAAGCAAAUGAACAGAGGCACCUUCUGAAGAAGAUAAAACUUGAAGGAGUUACUGGGAGCUAUUUUAUAUUAUGACUGCUUUUUAAAACUAUUGUUCAUGGAUCUGAUAAAAUCUAGAUCUCUAAUAUUUUUAAGCCCAAGUCUCUUGGACACUGCAGCUCUUUUCGAUUUUGGUUAUACACAAUUCAUUCUUUGCAGCUAAUUAAGCUGAAGAAGCCUGAGAAUAAAGUUUGAAACAAGGUUAGUAAAGUUCUCUGCCUAGCAAAAAAAAAAAAGAAAAAAAAAAGAAAGAAAAGAAAAGAAAAGAAAAGAAAAGAAAAGAAAGAAACUUUGUUUCCAAGAUUCCAAACAGGUAAAUCAAAUGUUAUUAACAGUACUCUGGUAGACAUUGUUAGAUUGUGGUCUUUUAGAGACUUAAAUGGAUUUUCCAGAAUAUAAACACACUGCCCACACUUGGCCUAUCUAUACAUAUUUUCAAGGCAUAGUUUUGAUUAUUUAUAUCUGUGUCUGUAUCUGUACCUAUUCAUUUUAGUUAUAGUGAAUAAUUUUAGAAAGCAUUUUGCUUCAACCUAGCGUUCAUAUGGUUCAAGGCAUAGAAGGACAGGGUUGCGGGGAGCUCUUAGGGAGACGGUCCUCCACAGUGCCUAACUGAUGCCCUUUCAUGAUAUGUGUUAGAUGGUGUACAGCUCAGCUCUGCUUCAGGAAAGCAACUAUUGGAUCCCAGCUGUUUGGUCCUCCUGUUUCUUGGCUUCUAGGCCUUAUCUCACGCUCAAUUUGAAAACUUUUCAUUUGAGGGAUCCUAAUUUGAUCCUCAGAUGAAAUCCUUAACUCAUAUGAUAGGCACUGUGUUGAACUGACUUGCGUCAUGCUUUCUAAAGAUCAUGACUUGUUUUGCAGGGAGAAAGAUUAAAUUAAAAUGGAGGGGUUGAUUACUUUUGCCACUUUCCUUGUUUCUUCCCAACUUCUCCCAAAGAAAAAAGGACGGAGCUUUUCCACCACUUGUUUUUUCUAAAAGCUUGCACAAAUAACUAGCUCAUCAGGCCUCAAGUUCUUUAUCUGCAGACAAGGGUAAUAAUAUCUGUUAUGUAAGGAUUAUGGCAAUUAAAUUUAGUAAACAUCUUCUGAGCUCUUUCUGUAUCCUUGGUCUAGUAAAUGGUAACAUAAUUUCUUUGUAAACCUUUUAGCACAGUAUCUGAUACAUGGAGAUCAACAAGUAUGAUUCCUUUUGCAUUCUAAAAUGAGGUCCUAAUAUAAUAGGGACCCCAUUGAGUCCAUAGUCCCAGCCCUUAUCCCAUGAACCUCUCAGUUUAUCUGUUGCAUGCUGUGUUUAGGGGAUUGGGAUUGAGUCUUACAUAAAUGUGCCUGCCCCUUUCUUUUUCUUUUUCUACCACAUAUCUGUGGCUUGUUAAUAGGUCCAUUCCUCAGCUUGUCUCUCUUGUCCUACUUCCCUCCUAAAAGAUUCAUCUUUCUUUUAGAAAUCCAUACUAAAUUACAGUGCAUGUAUGUAUGCCUGGGGUGGGCUUCAAUGACUCCCCAAUUGCUUCUGCCUACAGGUUUUGGUUUGUUUUGUUUAAAGCUCAAUGAGUGUUGAUCACAAAAUGAUCAUACCUAUGUAUCCGAUACCCAGAUAAAGAAACAGAACGCAGGACCCCCCUCUUGACACUUUCAGUCACUACUUGCUGUCUAAUCGUUCGUUACACUAAUCUGACUUCUACACUAGACUCAUUUUGCCUCUUUGUUUGUUUGUUUGUUUGUUUGUUUGUUCUUCUAAGGAUUUUAUUUUUACAUAGUCUCUACA
Messenger RNA from Leopardus geoffroyi (Geoffroy's cat), 2686 nucleotides. RefSeq names its product transcription factor BTF3-like. Bases 604 to 963 code for a protein of 119 amino acids. The record is from RefSeq and is a predicted model, not a curated record. NCBI's taxonomy places the organism in Eukaryota, Metazoa, Chordata, Mammalia, Carnivora, Felidae. The transcript has a single exon. Gene Ontology annotation, cellular component: cytosol; nascent polypeptide-associated complex.